UGGACUAUCAGGUUGGUCAAGCCUUGACCUUUGACCAUCUUUUGUCCGCCAUUUUUUUCCUUUGAAGAAUCAUUCUCUGAUCUGACGAAACUCGCAGUAUUCCUCUUGAGCAUCAUUUUACUUCCGAAACAUCGUAACUUAGAGUGGGAAAUGGAGCAGCUGACUUAUGAGUCUCCUGAAGAAUUUUCCAAUGACAAUCCUGGGAACAACGCACACACAAAUGAGAAUGAGGCAAGUGGAAGGAAAAAACAACAAGACAAAGACGUUCUACACCAAGAAAAGAGCAGUGUAGAUUCUGCACAACCUGACACAGAACGUUCUUCAUAUUCACCAGAACCAGUCGGUACAACUUCAAGGCACAGAAAGGGGCAAGGGGCAAAAUCAACCAAAGAUGCAGCUUACAUCUGUGACGAGUGCGGGUACAGAACACCUUUCAGGGGCAACUUAACGCAUCAUAUGAGAAUACACACAGGAGAAAAACCUUACAGAUGUGACCAGUGUGACUAUUCUGCUACACGAAAGAGCCACUUGGUUCGACACAGGUUCAAGCACACCUGUACUGGUGCGGUGAAACGCCACAAAUGUGACCAGUGCGACUAUUCUGCAACAGAGAAAGACAAUUUAGACACACAUGUCAUGGCCAGACAUACCGAUGAGAAGCCCUACAGGUCUGGGGAGUCCGGAUAUAGGACAGCUUCUAGGUCUAACCUUUCUAGACAUAUAAUGACACAUAGUAUUGAAAAACCUUACAAAUGUAAUCAAUGCAGUUAUUCAACUGGAGUGAAAUCUGAUUUAGAUAAACACGUCAGGGCAAAACACACCGGUGAGAAACCUUACACUUGCAGUGACUGUGGGUUCAGGACGGCUUCUACGUCAGCUCUAGUCGUACAUAAGAGAACACACACAGGUGAGAAACCUUACAAAUGUGAGGAGUGCGGAUACAGGACGGCAGGUUGGUCUAACCUUGCUCAGCAUAUCAGAACGCAUACCGGUGAGAAACCUCACAAAUGUGACCAGUGUGACUACUCUGCCGCAAGGAGAUCCCAAGUAGACGAACAUGUCAUGAGAAAACACACUUUUGUCAGUUUUGAAAAACCCUACAUGUGCGGGGAGUGCGGAUAUAGGACUGCUAAAAGGUCUCACCUGUCCCGACAUAUGAGAAAGCAUACCGGUGACAAACCCUACAUGUGCGGGGAGUGUGGAUUCAGAACGGCUAUAAGGUCUAACUUAUCCCGUCAUAUGAGAAGACAUACCGGCGAGAAACCUUACAAAUGUGACCAGUGCGACUAUUCAGCAACAGAAAAAUGCUAUUUAGUCAAUCACAUCAAUGCGAAACACAGAAACGUGCAAAAAAGCAUACCUGUGUAAAAGGCGCGAAUACAGGAUCUAGGACAAGUAUGGCCUAUAUUGAUUCUAUGAUCUAUUAUAUGGAAGACGGCCUCUAGAAACCGCGAAACAGAUACGAGCGUGCAAAUCAUGAAGAAAAGAAAACAAGUUUUCAAAAUAUAUUGUUUUCACUACGAAAUCUAAUUGGUUAGGAAGGUUGAAAAAUUGCUAAACACAAUAAGUAUUUACUACAGAACAAUAGAUUCUUUAUCUUUGUUCUUUCACGUCAUUGACUUUUGAAUAGACAUUGGCAUUUUACGACAUUAGUUUCGUUCACCCAAUAAAGUUUAGUCAUUUGUAGCAGCAUGAUUCACAGUAUGGUCAAAACGUCUUUUACAAAAAUGGAAAUUGAUGCAUUCGUGAAUGUCUUCCACACACUUUAAUCAACAUGACUUAAGAGGAAACAUAAAAGUAAGAAUCUUUACAAAUGUGCCCACUUAAAAACAAGACCUGUGAGGCGAGACUGUAAGUUGAACAUGUUAGAAAACUGGUUUGUUUCGUGCUGGUGUACCUAAGUAAGAAACAGAGUCACCCCAUUUUCACAGGAAACAAAAGGCAUGAAGUGAAGAAAGCAGACUCCAUUAGUGUGACCAUAACCAGGACAUUGUACAUGACUUUGUGAAUGUUUUAUAUUUUUGUUAUCUUAAUAUUUUCCUUAAUUAUGUUUAGUGUGUAGUAAUAUUUCUUGUCUUAGCUUAGCGCUACAUAUACUGGGAAGCAUUUACAUAAAAGAUAAUCGAAAUGACAACUUGAUGAGAGAUGAGAAAUUAACCUACACAGAAAAAUAUAAGGAAUGAUCAGUAAAAAAAUGGUUGGUAUAGUUUGGAAAAUUGUGCCAAAGAAUUCUCUUCGAUCAAAAAUCCUACCAAGGAAAUGGCAUUUUUGCCUAAAAAUGUACUAAAAACGUAAUGACUGGAGUUGUUGCUCUACGCUAACCUACAUUUUCAUGUUGUACUGUUUACAUACAACAUGAUUGUGGAUAAACUUAAUCGCAAAAUCAUAGUAGUGUUGUAGAGAUUUGCAUACUAACUCGUUAUAUCUAUGUUAUAUCGUUAUAACUAUGUUAUAUUGGUAUAACUUGUUAUAAAACUAUGUAAUAUCCAGUGUAAGCUGAAUUUGAAUAAUCGAGUUACUUAGUCACAUUUUAUAGAUGUACUGUUGUUUACAAAUAAACGUUACAAGUUCACAAUCUUUUA
Molecule: messenger RNA, 2582 nt
Organism: Branchiostoma floridae (Florida lancelet)
Lineage: Eukaryota; Metazoa; Chordata; Leptocardii; Amphioxiformes; Branchiostomatidae
Product: zinc finger protein 501-like
Exons: 2
Coding region: 151-1368 (405 amino acids)
Biological process (GO): regulation of transcription by RNA polymerase II
Cellular component (GO): nucleus
Molecular function (GO): DNA-binding transcription factor activity, RNA polymerase II-specific; RNA polymerase II transcription regulatory region sequence-specific DNA binding
Source: RefSeq, a predicted model, not a curated record